AUGAUUCUUACCGACGAAGCAUUUUCCGAGUUUAAGCGCUCAAAGCCUUUAGGAUUGAGCAUUUCUCCAGAAGAGGUAGAGUAUUCAACAGACGGACUUGUGCUAAGUAGUACACAAGGCAAUGUAUUGAGACUAUACUCAUCGAUAUCAGGGAAUAUUCAGAAUAUUAUUCAUGUUCCAAGCAUACAAAAGUACAAAUUCAUGUAUCCUAAUGCAAUCAUUCAUUCUGCAUCCAACUCACUACACCUUUUAUCUGUUUUUGACAAUAGGUAUGUCUCCACCUUUUCUGGCCAUAAGAGCCAAAUAAAUGCACUUUCUGUAUGUCCAGGGGAAGAUACAGUUCUAUCCUCAUCCUACGACUCCACCAACUACUGGGAUACAAGAAAGAAAAACCCUGUAUAUAGAAUUAAUGCACCCAACUCCAUAAGCUGCCUGUCGUUGUCAAAUGAUUAUGCAAUACUAAUCAAUGGCACCCUACUCAAGAUUUAUGAUAAAAGAAACACAAAAGGGCCAAAAAGUACUUCGUCACUUCCAGAAAAAAGAUACAAAGAAAUAUACUACUCUCCGGACGGAAGUUUUAUAAUAGCAUCUGAAGAAAAAAGUCAUCUCUUUCUCAGCUCAGAUGGUACAAUAAGGAAUUCAAUAAAUUUGGAAAGAGGAGGAAGCGGAUGCAUCACCCCAGACUCAAAAUUCUUUCUUUGCUGUGAAAGUAGUUCAAUACUUGUCUAUCAUCUUAGAACUAAGAGAAAGAUACAUGCAUUUAAGACACCUGGAUUUGAUAACAUGAAAGCCCGCUUCAACCCAUGCUAUGCCCAAUUCGUUUCAUCGUCUAAUCUUCUGAACAUUUGGGCUAUCAAAGAACAUCCAGAGCAGUCUUCAGCCUGA
This is a messenger RNA of Encephalitozoon romaleae SJ-2008, 885 nucleotides long. RefSeq lists its product as hypothetical. The transcript has a single exon. Gene Ontology annotation, molecular function: chromatin binding; protein binding. Lineage: Eukaryota; Fungi; Microsporidia; Unikaryonidae. Bases 1 to 885 code for a protein of 294 amino acids. The record is from RefSeq and is a predicted model, not a curated record. Gene Ontology annotation, cellular component: Set1C/COMPASS complex.